AUGGACUCAAGAACUUCGUCAAAGGUUUUUGAAGCAGUCAAUCAACUUGGAGGUGUAUAUAGUAAGUAUUUCUAUGACAUCAAUGGCCUUACUUAUCGAUCCUUUGUUCCGAGCUCAAGGUUUCCUAGGGAAAAGUCAACACUCUCGAUCGGCAUUGAAAACAAGCAAGAAG
Molecule: messenger RNA, 172 nt
Organism: Dovyalis caffra
Lineage: Eukaryota; Viridiplantae; Streptophyta; Magnoliopsida; Malpighiales; Salicaceae
Source: the annotation of a GenBank genome assembly